Messenger RNA from Jatropha curcas, 2979 nucleotides. Its product is annotated as UPF0481 protein At3g47200. NCBI's taxonomy places the organism in Eukaryota, Viridiplantae, Streptophyta, Magnoliopsida, Malpighiales, Euphorbiaceae. The record is from RefSeq and is a predicted model, not a curated record.
ACUUCCAUAUCCAUCACUGAGCUGCCAAAUUACUUAAUUACCAACAGCCAAAGGCCAAACCUUUUUUUUUUUUUUUUUUUUUUGUCUCUCCUCAGAUUUUCUCUCUCAAACUUUCUUCUGCUGCAUAAUUUUCAGUCAACACUUAAUAUUAUUCCAAUUACAUUGGAGAUAAUGGGUAUAAUGAUGGGAGACGAUGGAGGACAUCAUCAUCAUCAUGAUGACAUAGAGUCCUCUUCAUCAGGAGGAAAUCACCUAUCACUCAAUAUUGAAUCAUUAGCCUCUUCCUUUCAACAAAUGAUAUCCCAAAAUUUAACAAUGUCUGAAAAAUGUUGCAUUUUUAAAAUCCCUUAUAUACUCAAAAGACACAACGAAAAGGCCUAUCUCCCCAAUGCAUUCUCAAUAGGGCCAUGGCACCAUAACAAACCAACCCUAAAACCAACGGAAAAACUAAAACUAAAAUACCUCCAUGGCCUCCUCUCCAAAGCUUCAUGUGGUGAAACAAUGUUAAAAGAAUUCCUCAGAGCCAUUUGGGAAGUCGAAGAAGAGGUACGUGCAUGCUAUGCAGGUCCUGUUGAUGCAAAUCCAGUUGACCUAGUCAAAAUUUUGGUGCUUGAUGGUUGCUUUAUAAUAGAAUUAUUCAGAAAAGAUGAUAAUGAGAAACUUAGAGACGAAGAUGACCCAAUUUUCACUAUGUCUUGUAUGCUUCAGUUUCUUUACCAUGACCUAAUUUUGCUGGAAAACCAAGUACCUUGGCUGGUUCUUGAAAAAUUGUAUCAUUUGACUGAAGAACCUGGAAGCAAACCUCUUUCGCAACUAGCCCUAAAAUUCUUUAACAACAUUUUCUCAUUUACACCUCCGCCUAUAGUUCAGCCAUUUCAAGAACAAAAACAUAUUCUUGACUUGCUCAGAAAUUGGUUAGUUUUAUCAUCGGGAAAACUAGAAGAUGUCAAUCUUGGAUGGCAACCGAUUCCUUCAGCAACAAAUCUUGUAGAUGCUGGAAUUAAAUUCAAGAAAGGAGAAGCAAAAAGCAUAUUGGAUAUUAAAUUUACAAAUGGGGUGAUAGAAAUUCCAUCAUUACUAAUCCAAGAAACAACAGAAGUUAUUAUUAGAAACCUUAUUAGUUAUGAGCAGUGUUGCCCUAAGUGCCCUUCUAGAAUUACUUCAUAUGCUAUUCUUUUAGAUAACCUAAUAAAUACAGCUAAGGAUAUGGAUAUACUUACAGAUAAUGGCAUUAUCGAUAAUUGGUUGAAUCCGGAAGAUGCAACUCAGUUCUUUAACAGGCUUUAUCACGAUUCAUAUGUGAAGAAAUACUAUUAUUUGGAUCUUUGUGAGAAAGUGAAUGCGUAUUGCCAUCGUAGAUGGCCAAGAUGGCGUGCUAUGUUUAUGCGUAACUAUUUUGGUACUCCAUGGGCUAUUGCUUCUCAAAUUGUGGCUGCUACUUUCUUGAUUCUUACUAUUUUGCAGACAUUAUUUACUAUCAUUAAGUACUGGGAAUUGCAACAUGUACCAUACCUGCUAACUCGAUAUAAAGAGGAAUUAAACAAAGGCAUCAUCAUGACAGAAGGUGGAGUGGUGAUCGACAUAGAAGAAUUGGCAUCUUCUAUAGAAAAUAACAUUUCAGAUGAUUUAUACAUGCCUAAAGAAUGUUGCAUUUUCAAAACACCUAAAAUUCUCUCUAGACAUAACCAAAAAGCUUACAUUCCUAAUGCAUUUUCCAUCGGACCGUUCCACCAUCGCGACCAAAACCUCAAACAAACCGAGAAAAUCAAAUUUAAGUACUUAAAAAACCUUCUUUCUCGGGCACAAUCUCCAGAAACAAGAUUGAGAGAUUUCAUCAAAGAGAUAAGCGAAAUCGAGAAGGAGGCUCGAGGGUAUUACGCAGGACUAAGAGACUACGAUGACUCGAAAGAAUUUGUGAAAAUGCUGGUGAUUGAUGGUUGCUUUCUAAUUCAGCUAUUCCGCAGAGAUGCAGAAAGGCAGCUCAUAGAACAACCACCUCAAAAAGAAGAUGACCAUGACCCAGUAUUCAGUAUGUCUUGUAUACCUCAAUUUUUAUAUCACGAUCUAAUCUUGCUAGAAAAUCAAAUACCUUGGAUAGUUCUUGAGAAAUUAUUUAACAUGACUAAAGAAGACUGUAACGAUAGCAAGUCUUUAGUUAGACUUGCUAUAGAAUUUUUCAGUAAUAUGUUUUCAUCUGCACCAACUAACAUAGAUGAAGGUUUAAUAACUAGGAAUAAAACUAGGCACAUUCUUGAUUUAUUAAGAAAUUGGUUAAUUUCACCACUUUGUCAAGAACGAAAGAUUCAAGAUUCUGCAUGGCAAACAUUUCCAUCCGCAACAGAAAUCAAAGAAGCUGGAAUCAAAUUCAAGAAACUAGAAAAAGCUAAAAGCAUUUUGGAUAUUAGGUUUCAAAAUGGAGUUCUUGAAAUUCCAAACUUGCUUAUUCAAGAAACAACAGAAACUAUUUUCCGAAACUUGAUAAGUUUGGAACAAUGUUGUCCAGAUUACCAGCCAAUUAUUACUUGUUAUGCAAUUGUUUUAGAUAACCUUAUAAACACUACAGAGGAUGUUCGAAUACUAUCUAAAAAAGAAAUUAUCGAUUGCUGGUUGAAUCCUGGAGACGCGACGCAGUUCUUCAGUAAGCUUUAUCUUGAUGCUUUUGUGAAGAAAUUUUACUAUUUGGAUCUCUGUCAAGAUGUGAAUGAAUAUAGGAAAAAAAGAUGUCCUAAGUGGCGUGCUGCUUAUGUGCACAAUUAUUUUGGGACGCCAUGGGCAAUUGCUUCUCAAGUUGUGGCUGCAGUUGUUCUGAUUCUUACUUUCUUGCAGACUUUGUUUUCUAUUAUUAAGUAGGUUUAGUAGUUCAAGCAAUUUGGUUGUUGUUAUCGUUAGUGUUUUUCCCAUUUGGUGUUCUUGUUAUAUACACUAUUUCUGUUUGUCUAUGGAAUUGGAAUGAAAUAAUAGAGUCUGCUUUUGUUUUUA